UGGUGGAUGGCCAACAUCAAGCAGCGCGGGUUGAGUCCUUUUGCUCCCGAUGGUUACAAGGUUUGGAGAAACGUCAAGGACUACGGUGCCAAAGGCGACGGGAAGUCUGAUGAUACAGCCGCUAUCAACCGUGCCAUAUCUGACGGCGGCCGAUGCGGUCGAAACUGCUCUGGAAGCACUAUCCACCCAGUAACUGUGUAUUUCCCCCCAGGUGUCUACAUGGUUAGCAGCUCCAUCAUCCAGUACUACAACACUGAGAUUAUUGGUGAUCCUGUCGAUAUGCCCCGAAUCGUGGCUGCACCCAGCUUUAUUGGUCUCGGUGUCAUUACUACGAAUGUCUACGAGAGCGAAGACACCCAGUGGUACUCCAGCAAACGAAACUUCCUCUGCAGUGUGCGCAAUUUAUACAUCGAUAUCCGCUGCACCCCGAAAGACGCCCAAGUCUGUGGUAUUCAUUGGAAGGUCGGCCAGGGAACAUCCAUUGAGAAUGUCGUCCUCUGGGCCGAUACUUCACCUGACACAACUCAGCAGGGCAUCUACAUGGAGGACGGGAACGGAGGAUUCAUGUCCAACAUCCUUUUCCUAGGAGGUAAAUACGGUGCCUACAUGGGAAAUCAACAGUUUACAGCCCGUGAUCUAUGGUUCUCGGACAUUCUGGACGCGGCGAUCCAGCUCCGCUGGGCCUGGGGUUUGACACUGCAGGGCAUUAACUUCAAGAACGUGAAGACAGGUAUCAAGAUCAUCGACGACCGAGAAAAGGUGAGCGUAGGUUCUCUCGUUGUGACCGAUGUUCAAGGCGAGGCAAUGGACGCCUUCAUUACAUCCACCCUCUCGCCAGAAAACUCUACCUCGCUCAUGAUACAAAACGCUCUGAUGAACGAUGUUGACGCCUUUCUCACGGAAGUAGACAGCGGAAAGGUACUCUUGGCUGGAGACGGCGAUGCGGAGGAGAUCCUCCCCAUUAAGUCCUGGGGCUUUGGAAGGGUCACUGACACUUCAGGGAACACCACCUUUGUCAAAGGCGGCGAGAUCGCUGCUCCUGAAAGGGCGUCGAUGCUCACAAGACCUGGCCUCUCGAGUUCCAUCCGAGAUACUGAGUACUACUUUACGAGGCAACGCCCCCGGUAUGUUAACCUUGGGGGCUGCGAUCUCGUCGAUGUCAAGGCAUGGGGCGCCAAGGGAGAUGGCAAGAUCGACGAUACAGUAGCUCUCAACCGCGCCUUCCAGGCAGCGGCCGACAUGUCGGCUAUCGUGUAUAUCCCGUACGGCGUCUACGUGAUCAAGGAUACCGUCACCAUUCCCGUUGGAUCCCGGGUUAUUGGCCAGACCUGGCCUCAGCUGAUGGGGACCGGCGCCAAGUUUGAAGAUAUAUCCAACCCUCGACCUGUCAUUCGCGUGGGAGUCCCCGGAAACCAAGGUGUGGCUGAGAUCCAGUCUGUCAUGUUCACAGUUCGAGGUCCAACAGCGGGGGCUAUUCUUGUCGAGUGGAACGUCCACGAGUCGUUCCAGGGCUCCGCUGGUCUAUGGGACUCUCAUUUUAGAGUUGGGGGUGCUGAGGGCAGCCAACUUCAGGCUGCCGAUUGCCCUAAGCUUCCAAACGAGGCUAACCCUGCCUGCAUUGCGGCAUCUCUUAUGCUUCACAUCACAUCCAAGGCCUCUGCGUACCUUGAAAGCAUCUGGGUGUGGGCAGCAGACCACGAUAUCGACGACAAGAAGCAGGCCAGUAUCGACUUCUAUGCAGCACGAGGUAUUCUUAUUGAGAGCACAGGGCCUACCUGGCUGUGGGGGACUUCGGUUCAGCACUGCGCCCUCUACCAGUACCAGCUAUCAGGUGCUGAGAACGUUUUUCUAGGUCUUAUCCAGACCGAAUCACCCUACUACCAGCCUCGCCCUGCUAGCCCAGGGCCGUUU
Messenger RNA from Fusarium vanettenii 77-13-4, 1911 nucleotides. RefSeq lists its product as uncharacterized. NCBI's taxonomy places the organism in Eukaryota, Fungi, Ascomycota, Sordariomycetes, Hypocreales, Nectriaceae. The record is from RefSeq and is a predicted model, not a curated record. The annotation marks the transcript as partial. The transcript has 9 exons. Gene Ontology annotation, molecular function: polygalacturonase activity.